This is a messenger RNA of Carassius carassius (crucian carp), 1845 nucleotides long. RefSeq names its product zinc finger protein 271-like. The record is from RefSeq and is a predicted model, not a curated record. Lineage: Eukaryota; Metazoa; Chordata; Actinopteri; Cypriniformes; Cyprinidae. Bases 150 to 1748 code for a protein of 532 amino acids. Gene Ontology annotation, biological process: regulation of immune system process; regulation of cytokine production; negative regulation of transcription by RNA polymerase II. The transcript is spliced from 3 exons.
AAUAUAGUAAUGUAAUGAUUUACAAAGAGACAACACUUAAUGCCUCUUUGAUUUAUUGUUUAUUUUGGCAAAUCUGCUUUUCCACACAGAAAUUCAUGUUCAGUGAAACUCCUCUGACAACAAUCUCACAUUCAUCAAUUCACCAAUAAAUGCAGGAAUAUCUCCAUCAGUUCUCAAGUGAAGAGGAGCAUCAAACCAUCCAAGAAGAGAUGAAAUCUGUAAAGAUUGAGUUUAUUAAAGAGGAAAGAGAGGAGAUGGGAGAUCCAGAACCCUGCAGAAUCAAACACACUGAAGAUACUGAAGAACAAACAGGUCUGAACGGAGGUCUCAGGGGUUUGGAACGACAUGAGGGGUUGAUUGAAGGUAAUGAGGAGAGAGAAGUGAGUGAAUCUGAGGAGAAGAAACCUUACAAGUGUUCACACUGUGACAAGAGAUUCAGUCGGUCAUCAAGUCUGAAAAGACAUGAGAGGAUUCACACUGGAGAGAAACUGCACACAUGUGAUCAGUGCGGAAAGAGUUUCACGAUAAAAGCAAACCUUACAUCACACAUGAGAGUUCAUACUGGAGAGAAACCAUUCACUUGUGAUCAGUGCGGAAAGAGUUUCUCACACUCAUCAACUCUUAAGUUACACAGGAACAUCCACACUAGAGAGAAACUGUACACAUGUGAUCAAUGCGGGAAAACAUUUUUGAGGGCUAAAGACCUGAAGAGACACCUGAGAGUUCAUACAAAGGAGAAACCACAUUCAUGUCAUUUGUGUGGAAAGAGGUUUUCACAUCUACAAAAUUUGAAAGAACAUGAGAAAAUACAUACUGGUGUGAGAGAUUAUGUGUGCUUUGAGUGUGAAAAGACCUUUACUACAGCAAACUGUUUAAAACACCAUGAGAAGAUUCACACUGGAGAGAAACCUCAUAAGUGUUCACACUGUGACAAGAGAUUCAGUGUGUCAGGAACUCUGAAAACACAUGAGAUGAUCCACACUGGAGAGAAACCUUACAAGUGUUUACACUGUGACAAGAGAUUCAGACUGUCAUCAAGUCUGAAACUACAUGAGAGGAUCCACACUGGGGAGAAACCGCACACAUGUGAUCAGUGCGGGAAGAGUUUUACACUAAAAGGAAGCCUUACAUCACACAUGAGAGUUCAUACUGGAGAGAAACCAUUCACUUGUGAUCAGUGCGAAAAGAGUUUCUCAUGCUCAUCAACUCUUAAAUCACACAUGAACAUCCACACUAGAGAGAAACUGUACACAUGUGAUCAAUGCGGGAAAACAUUUUUGAGAGCUUCAGAACUGAAGCAGCACCUGAGAGUUCAUACAAAGGAGAAGCCACAUUCAUGUCAUUUGUGUGGAAAAAGUUUUUCGUGUCCACAACAUUUAAAAUUGCAUCAGAAAAUACAUGCUGCUGUGAGAGAUUACAUGUGCUUUGAAUGUGAAAAGACUUUUACUACAGCGGGCCGUUUAAAACUGCAUGAGAAGAUUCACACUGGAGAGAAACCUUACAAGUGUUCACACUGUGACAAGAGAUUCCGUCAGUCAGGAACUCUGAAAACACAUGAGAGGAUCCACACUGGAGAGAAACCUUACAAGUGUUCACACUGUGACAAGAGAUUCAGUGUGUCAUCACAUCUGAAACUACAUGAGAGGAUCCACACUGGAGAGAAACCCUAUCUCUGCACGACAUGUGAGAAGAGUUUCAGUCAUUCAGUUUCUCUACACAAUCAUACAAAAAACUAUCAUAGUAAGUAGAUCAUCUUCAGAUCUGAUGCUGUAUCCUCACCAAAAAAAACCUCUUAAAUCGAUUAACGCGUAUACGCAUUAUGAGUCAUUUUCUCCUGAUAACCCC